AUGGCAGACAUCGAGGUCGCAGUCGAUGGUCGGGCCGAGCGGGGCCCGACUAAGAAGCGGAGACGAAUUGUCAUUUCAUGCACCGAGUGUCAUCGAAGGAAGCAAAAGUGCGAUCGGGAGCUGCCAUGCGGGAACUGCAGGUCGAGAAACAAGGAAUCAAGCUGCUUUUACGAGGCCGGCGCGCCCACCGCCCGCGAACAUGAGGCGCACGCCGGACUAUAUUCCUCGGAGCAGAACGAUGACGACGCGACAAAACAAAAGUCGGAACCGCUGUCAUCCGUAGCCUCCUCCUGGGGCUAUGCGCAAUCAGGGGGGUCGUCAACGCUUUGCUUCCUCCAGAAGAUUGAAAGGGCCAGCACGGCAGAUGGCGAGGAUGCGCUGACCAAUGCCUCAGCGCCGGGGCAAGCAUCGCAACAGGAUACGUUUGCGGUCAGGGAAAAAUACAAGGGGCUUAUCCGGCUGCUCCCCGCGAGGAUGUACAUUGACCAACUGACCGAGAUCUUCUUCGCCGACCUCAACUGGCAGUAUUUUCUUGUCGAGCCUCAGAACUUUAACGAACUCCUGGAACAAUGGUCCAAUAUACCCUUCAGGCUGCUUUCUUCGCGCGGCCCAGAAGCUUUGGCUCCGGACUUGAAGGUGUUUCCGGCGCUCUUGUUCCAGAUCAUUGCCACGGCGCUGCUUGUCCUUCCUAAACCUCUCCAUGAGUCGUUUGAGUCGCUCAAGUACGCUGCAAACAUGACGUUUGAGGAUCUGGCAAUUGACUACAGCGAGUCCAGCAUGUCUAUUCUCAGUCUUUUGGGUACAAAGUCCCUUUGUACGACGUCGAUUCAAACUGGAUUCCUUCGAGCAUCCUUCCUCAAGUAUACGGCCAAUGUUACGGAAUCGUGGCAUCAAGUUGGCAAAACGAUAAGAGACGCACAAGAGCUGGGUAUGCACCGAGAUGCACUUGACCCAAAGCCGAAAUCGAACGAUGUAGAGAGUGUAUUGUUAAAUCAAUGGCAAAUUGAGAAAAGGAGACAUUUGUACAUGAUGCUCGGGACAUGGGACAUUCACAUGUGUCUCAUCUUAGGCCGUCCUGGUUCAAUGAAUUACAGACACGGCUUCCCCACACUGCCUAUUGACGCCCGAUUCACGCUGGCAUCGGAUCGGUCCAAAACUCCCGUCAUCCCCAGAGAAGAGGGCGUUGAUCCCCCGACGUCAUUGACGAGAAAUAUACUCCUAUACAAAACAAUGCUGCCGCUGCGGGACGUUCUAGACCUAGAACCCGAAGGGCCAUGCCCCAGGGACUGGUCAAAAGUGCUCAAGAUACAACAAAACAUCGUGGAUAUACAUGAUGCUGUGCCAGCCGCCUUCCGGAUAGAGAAUCCAGACAGGCAAUGGGAUCACUUGCCCGAACUGCAGUGGCUUCAUCAGGCAAGGUGUUUGUCUGAACAGAUGUUCCAUUUCACAUUGGUUGCGCUCCAUCGACCCUACAUUUUCCACCGAGAAGAGAGUCGACUUGAGGUGAUUAAAGGCAGUCUCGGUAUGCUAGAGAUGCAGAAGCGCAUGUUUGAAGGGCUGCCACCGAAAUCUUGGAAGAAUUGGCAGUUGUUCUACGGUAGCUUCGAUGCCGUCACGUUGCUUGCCUCCAUUUACAUCUUAUUUCCUUACGAGAAUGCAGAGUUUCGAGAAAUGGCCAUACAGCAUUGUCACUGGACGGUCGAGCGGUUCGCGACCAUGAAGGAUAUGAAUCCUCUCGCCAAGUCAGCAUUGGGAGUACUCCGAGCAGUGGUGGCUAGGCUCGUCAAAGCCCUUGCAAACUGCGCGCCGUCCUCAUCCGUCAGCCCUCCUGUUGACCUCCUGCGACACAACUCUAAUACUACUACGCCUACAUCGACGAGCAAGACAUUUGGAUCGACACCAACAAGCUCGGUCGGCAUGGCGUCGAUAGAAGGAAGCUUCAAAGGGCCUGCUGAAUCCGUAUCGUCAACCGCCGCCAUCCCAUCAACUGCUGAGGACUCGGCGGCCUGCAUUCCGUCGAUGAUGCCCAGUGGAUGGGAGGUGCCACAAGAUGCAAAUGGCUUCACCAAUAUGGCGCCGUAUUUUCCGAUGGCAGAUCUCAUCUACAAGGACCUCACGGUCGAUCAGAUCGACAACGCGCCAGCACAGACAGAUUCGGACCCAUCGCUACUAGGCGACUCAUUCAUGUGGCAAUUCGAAGGAGGCUUUGGGGAGGACACAGUGUGGCGGUUCUUGAAUCAGCACCAGCCCGGCGGUAACGAAACCGGUUGA
Molecule: messenger RNA, 2271 nt
Organism: Trichoderma gamsii
Lineage: Eukaryota; Fungi; Ascomycota; Sordariomycetes; Hypocreales; Hypocreaceae
Product: fungal specific transcription factor domain-containing protein
Exons: 5
Coding region: 1-2271 (756 amino acids)
Biological process (GO): regulation of DNA-templated transcription; DNA-templated transcription
Cellular component (GO): nucleus
Molecular function (GO): zinc ion binding; DNA binding; DNA-binding transcription factor activity, RNA polymerase II-specific
Source: RefSeq, a predicted model, not a curated record